Messenger RNA from Schistosoma spindalis, 1960 nucleotides. Lineage: Eukaryota; Metazoa; Platyhelminthes; Trematoda; Strigeidida; Schistosomatidae. The record is from the annotation of a GenBank genome assembly.
ACAGUUAAGCUACUUUCCAAUACCUUAACUGUCUUAGCGGUAAUUUGAAGAAAGCCUUAGUUUGUCGUCAUACAAAAUGAAGAAAGCUGUUCAACAGAGUCGUUUCACCAGAUUUAAAAGGACUCUCUAUAAUCCAGAAAAACAUGAAAUUUUAGGGAGGACUUGCAGAGACUGGGUUUUGAUUUUCAUAUUUUACGUCGUGGCAUACACGUUCUUGGCUUUAUUCUUCGUCGGUAUGCUAUCAGUUUUUCUGUAUGGAUACGUCAGUAAAACAGUUCCAACACUCACUGGGGAACAAAGCAUUUUGAGAUUUCAGCCAGGAAUAGAACUUGCUGCAAGACCAAACUCUUUUAAUACGUUUAUCCAUGUUGCAACUUUCCAAUCCACAAUCAACCAACCGUAUAUUAAUAAAGUGAAUGAACUGUUUAGUAAAUAUGGCUCGAAAGGUGUAAAUGAAGAGUGCAGUGGACCUGGUUUGCAUCCACAGAAUCCAGAUGUCCCCUGUAGCUUUGAUCUCAGUGUUUUGGGUGAAUGUCAAUCAACUGAGAAAACUAUAUUGGAGGGAAAAUUAUGUCUUUAUUUGAAAAUAAAUCGAAUCUACGGUUGGUUACCUGAUUUGGAAGAUCCUAAAUCGAUUCCAUCACCUGCUAUCGAAUGUGGAGGUACAAAUGAAUUCGAUAAAGAAUCCCUUGGUAUUGUACGAUACUUUCCAGAACACAUAGCACCAAAUGGGAAGAAGUAUGGUGUCAUAUCAAACAAUUAUUUUCCCUAUUUAAGAAUGAAUAAUUAUCAAGCACCAUUAGUUGCUGUACAAUUCUCUAAUAUAACAAGAAAUACUGUUGUUCUAGUUGAAUGUCGUUUGGUUGGUUUAAAAAAUUCUGUCGGUGGGACAGGUUUUGAAGUUUGUGUUGACGACAAAGAUUCAGGAAAAUAAAUUACUCUCCAACAUUUUGCAAAACAUAACAUUUUUUAAAAAUCUGUUUUUACUAUUAAAGAAAAGAAAAUAAUUAUAUUGUUUGUGUGUGUUCGAUUUAUGUGUUCCUUAAUAUUUUUUUAUCUUAAGAAAACACACAUACAUCUACUUUAGCCUUUCUAGGAUAUUCUUCAGUUUAUUUCCUAUAUCUAAAAAAAUGUACUGUCUUUUGGUUCUUUCUUGCUCUUCUCAUUUACAAUUAAACCAGUCAUUCAUAGUGCUCAUUAUUCUUAUUAAUUAUAUUAUACUGUAUUAUCAAACACUAUUUAAUUUAUACUAUUACAACCAUUAAUAUUGUCACUUCUAGUUUGAAGCUUUAAUUGACUUUCCUUAUGGUUAGCUAAUUCUUCAAAAAUUACGUUUCAGGUGCCUUACGUUCUAAUUACUUUCUGACUGAAACAUUCUCUAAGUUUUCUUCUUAUUCUAUGUUUUUUUACUUUAAUAUUUUCUCAACAAAAAUGGAAGAUAACAAUAAUAAAAACAGAUUAUGAUGACAAUGAAAAGGAUACUUAUUGAAUAGUUUAUUUAUUCAUUUUAUAAUUUGAACAUAUUUAGUGUCCUUAUUAUCACUUUCAUUAUUGUUAUUAGAUUUAAUAUAUUUCUAUAACACGUAAUACAUGUUAUAUAACUACUGAAAACUUUGCUAAUUAAGUAUAUAAUAGAUUAUUAGUAGAUGUAGCCAAAAUGUAUUUACAGUAAAACAAAUAUAUUUAAUAGUAUAUUAAUAUUGUAACCAAUACUAUUGCUACCGCUAUUUUUAUUAGUACUAUUAUUACUACUACUAAUACCACUACUACUACCUAUACUUUUACUAUUAAUAUUAAUAACAUACGAUUCUUAACGUUUUGUUUAUGAAUAUAAUUUAAUUGAAAAUAUCUUAAAAAUUAAGUUAGUUUUAUUCAUAUUAGUAAAAUAGUGUUUAUAUGCAUGACUACGAUUUUGGAAUAAAGUUAAGAUUUUCAAAUUGUGUCAUUUGACUACUUGUCC